Molecule: messenger RNA, 643 nt
Organism: Schizophyllum commune H4-8
Lineage: Eukaryota; Fungi; Basidiomycota; Agaricomycetes; Agaricales; Schizophyllaceae
Exons: 1
Coding region: 183-638 (151 amino acids)
Source: RefSeq, a predicted model, not a curated record
CCCACCAUCAUCGUCAUGCGCCUCAAGCCAACACCCUCACCAACGUCGCCUGUCACAAUCUCGCUCGCGCCGCCCUCAGUACUAUGCUUUCUCUGCCGCCAUCCAUCUCUACUGGCUCGCACUACGCGCAGCAUCUAUCAACGUAGAGUUUUCAGCGCGCGCCGUUCGCAUCUCGCUCGCCCAUGGCACUCACCUACCCACCUCACUCGCACCUCGUCUCAUACUACCCCGGCCACCCUGCAGCGCACCUCGCCUCACCCUACCUCGGCCACCCUGCAUCGCACCUCGCCUCACCCUACCUCGGCCACCCUGCACGCUGGCCGCAUCACCGCGCGUCAGAUGCUGGUGCGGUCUCGCACGUCCAGUCACCCAAUCGCGUGCGCUUGCAGUCGACGACCAGCCAUGCGCUGUGCAUAGUAGCCUAUCGGCUGUCUAUGCACGUCGUCGCGCAUUCUGGCACGCCAGUUCCGGCGCGCGACGAGGAACGCGUGGCGCUGACGUGUCGACGAGGUCGGCAACUGCCGGUGCGCGGCAACCGCCGAGACCCGGUCGCGACCCGGCAACAGCCGCGAGCGUGCACCCGCGCCGUUCCGGUGUGUGCCCGGUUCGCUCGCGCUCGCACCCCGUCGCCGUCGUAGCGCGC